AUGGCGGACGAACUAAGUUUUCAUUAAUAAUUUUCAAGUGUUAAUCAAACUGUCUUAAUAAGAUCAUGGACCCGCCUAGCUUGCGAUACAUUGUUCAAGCAACGAUCAUAAAAUACUUAGUUUGCAGUAGUGAUAUUUCACGGCAACAAAUCGUAAUGCUGGAGUAUCUUCGAAAUUUUGGGCAAGGCAUUUUUGGAGACGAAAUUCUUUCACAGGUCUUUGAAGAUUUUCCUGGUGAACUCACCGAUGAACUCUUAUCUGUCUUGUCACCUCCGCAUCUGAAGCAAUUAAAACUGAGAGGCUGUAAUCGUUUGUCGUGCAGCGGACUUCAAACAGCAAUCGCUAAAUGUCACCAGCUUCAAGCAAUUGAUUUCACUGAAUGUAUCCACCUCCUUCAUCCAGUCGUGUUUUGCUGUAUUAAAGAGAAAGCAACAAAAUUGGUAUCUCUAUCUUUUGAAAAUUCAGAACUUGUCUCUGAUGACAUUGUUCAGGUGGCUUUGAUGUGCUGCCCAGGCUUAAAACACCUCAACCUUUCCAGUUGUAAAAACAUUACUGAUGCUGCUUUUGCAAUUCAUAAUUCUAAGAAAGAAGCAAUGAUCACAGAUCCUACUCACCAAAUGCCUCAUGCAGGUUUUGGCCUUACCAAUGUCGAUAUAUCAGGCUGUCGCUCACUAUCAACUGAUACAGUGAAACACCUUGUCAGUUUGUGUGGAUCUAGUUUAACAAGUAUCAAUCUUGCUUACACAGGAGUUAAUUGCAUGGCAUUGCUGUACUUAGCCGGAUUAAACAUAGAUAAAGUAGCAAGAAUCAUGCACAAUGCAGUUGCCACUGAUCUUGCUUCGACAUCAAACCAAGAGACAGUACAGGAAAUUCCCAAUCACAAUCAGUGGUGUAAUGAUGUCAGUGAUUCUGUUAAAACACAGCCAUCCCCAAUGAUGUCAAAAGAUAAUGAUCUUUCACUUAAUGAAAAUUUGUUGAAUGAGAUGGAAGUUUUGACACUAAAGUUUGUUCUCCCUACAUGUCAUGUGGAUGAACAGAAUAAAGCACAAGAUGGACAGAGCCAUAAGGAGUUUGGGUCUGAUACCUCUUUUGCAGUUUUUUCCAGUUUGUCCCCAGAAAUCCCACCAAGUGACAAAGCUUCUGAACAUGAAAAUGCAAGGUUUGGAGAUGAAGAGUGCAAUGAUGAUAAUGGUGAACGAAAUUUCAAGGAGAGAGCUGGAUAUAGGACAAUUUGCUGGAAUGACAUUCCCACUGAAGAUGGAUCCAAGGCAACUGUUGAUAGUGAAAGCACUAGUUGUAACAGGAUGCAGUUACUUUCAAAACAAGAAGAAAUUACAACUACUUGUAAACUUGGGAGUGUGGGCAACAGGGAGCUUGGCUUGGAGAGAUAUGACUUAAUGACUGUUGGAAAACAAACUACAGAACACUGUGGGUCAGAGGAAAUUUUAGCUUGUGAAGAUAAUUUUGAACUAGGGAGCCAUCCAGUACAUGAUGACACGACAACACGAUGUGAAGAGGCUGGUGAGGAAAAGUCUACACCCAACUAUCUUUCCUCACCUACCACAAGUGUGAAUUGUGAUAUAACUUCUACAGAGUCAGCUUUAGAGGAUGAAGAUGCAGAAAUUAAGGAUUUUAGAAUCCAUGCUAGGAGUGGGGAAGGUGAGAAACUUGUUGACGUUCUUUUAGAUGGUGUGGAUAGUGAUUACAGCUCUGCCGCAUGUAAAAUGUCAUGUGCAGGGUGUAAAUCUUCCACCCCUUCCAAUAUCCCUAAAAAAAAUGGGAUAGGCAAGGAGUCUAAGAAUUGUUGGGAGGUUAAAGAUGUGCUAAUUGACAGUGAGGAAGAAGUUAACCCCAAUCAGCAUACAAUUUAUACUGGUGAAAAGGACAACAAAAGUACGCCCGACUGUUUACUGUCACCCAAAGGAGUUAUUCGAAUCAGUGAUUUGUUAGUAACGCAGAGUUUUCAGCCACAAAUUGCAACAUUGGACAUUACUGGCAUGCAUUAUCCAAGCAAACAGCUAGGUAAUGCAUGCUUGAAAAUUUUCUCUCAUGCUAAUGAAGGUUUGAAAAAUUUUACAAUAUCAUGGUUGGAACUGGAGGAUGGAAUGUUGAGAUACAUUCUUAGGCAUCAACCUGACCUGGAAUCUUUGUCUUUGGUUGAUUGUGAAAAGCUCAGCAACCUUUCCCUGAUCUCCAUCCCUGUGCACUGUCCAACACUCAGCAGCUUUGAGCUGAAGGGUAUGUGUUAUGUCACUGACCAUGGACUGGUGCCUCUCACAAGGAGCAAGCAUCUACAAUCCUUGUCCUUGGCUGAGGCUGCUAUCACUGACUUUACACUUGAGAGCAUAGCAAAGGGCUGUGGGGAAAAGCUUAAAGUCUUGGACAUAUCCUGGUGCGAAGACGCCACGGAUCAGGGAAUAUCAGCAGUGGCAAAUUCUUGUCGCUCCCUUCAACGACUUGGUCUACGACAAUGUGCAGCUUCUAAGCCCACCAUCACUGCACUUGGAAAGAACUGCCAUAAUAUUUCUUGCCUGAAUAUUGCAGGGAUUGAUAGCUUUACAGAUGAUGCACUCAGUAGCUUGGCUAAGAACAUGCCGCUUCUUAGAGAAAUAGAUGCAAGCUGGAACUCUUGUUUAUCGGACAACGGCAUCAAAGCCCUGAUGCAAAGCUGUGUAAAGCUCAAGAAAGCAGUUUUGAACGGUUUAAAGCUCAUAACCUCCCAUCCAUUUUUGGGAAUUGUAGGAGAUUUAAAUUGUUGGAGUCUAUUACAAGAAUUGUGGAGAUACAACAAAAAAUUCCAAAGUGUUCUCCCUCAAGGAAAAGUUUCUCUGAAGCCUUGUGAUACGGAAACAGCCAAGUCCCUUGGUGACCAAAUGCCAUGUCGCUCCAUGUCCUUUGCGCCCUCGUUACGGCAUAUUGAACUUGAAUACAGCGACAAAGUGAAUGAUGAUCAUUUGGCAGCAAUCGUAGCAAUCUGUAGAGGAACCUUGUACGUUAAAGAUUAUUAUGGACAGUCAGUUGAGCCCAAAUGGAUAUUUCGAUAAAAUUAUAGCGUACAACACAAAAAUGCUUUUUAUUUCCUGAUGUACUUGACGUAAUGUCACCUUGAGCGGCUUAAAAAUAAAUUAAUGCAAAUACCAA
Messenger RNA from Pocillopora damicornis (cauliflower coral), 3141 nucleotides. RefSeq lists its product as uncharacterized. Gene Ontology annotation, cellular component: SCF ubiquitin ligase complex. Gene Ontology annotation, molecular function: protein binding. Gene Ontology annotation, biological process: SCF-dependent proteasomal ubiquitin-dependent protein catabolic process. The record is from RefSeq and is a predicted model, not a curated record. NCBI's taxonomy places the organism in Eukaryota, Metazoa, Cnidaria, Anthozoa, Scleractinia, Pocilloporidae.